GGUACUGGGGCCCCCAGAGAGCCACAACUGUCAAGUUAUCUCCUAGCUGCAGGCAGCCACUCAAGGAGCAUCCAGGGGCCUUAGGGUGGAGAGGCCAGACUAGGAAGCUUUUAACAGCCUGAGCAGCGCACAGCCCCACAGAAGCAGGAUGCUCCUUCAGCUGCCCUUCUUUGCCAUGCUGGCUGCCUGUGGCUUCUCAGAGGAGCAGACAGGAGGCAUCACCAUUGCCUACAAAGUACUGGAAGUUUAUCCCCAAAGCCAGCGAGUGCUUAUAACCUGCGACGCCCCCGAGGCACCCCGGCCCAUCACAUACUCUCUCCUGGCUAGCCGAGGUGUCCUGGUGACAAAAAAGGUUGUGCAUGACUCCACGCCGGCCUCCUUCAACGUCAACAUCACGAUGAAGUCCAACCCGGACCUGCUCACCUACUCCUGCCAGGCAGCCUCGAACUUGGGCACCUACGGGCCCAGCAGCAGGCUGCAGAUGUACCAGGAACUGUGGGCUAAGCCAGUGUCUCAGCUGCAGGCUGACUUCAUCCUACGUGAUGGGGACUCAGGCCCCACUGUGGAGCUGUCCUGCCUGGCAUCCUCAGGCAGCCCCCCCAUCACCUACCGCUUGGUGGGGAAUGAUGGGCGUGUGCUCGCACAGCAAAGGCCGCUCCACGGAAAACCUGCCAACUUCUCCCUCCCGCUGUCCCAGACCUCCGGCUGGUUCCAGUGCGAGGCUGAAAACAACGUCAGUGUGGACAGCAGUGCCCGCAUCCCGCUGCCCCGAGGUGAAGACCGGUCCAGGCUGGUGUCCACCCCCCCAGGGGAGCUGCCCCUCACACCCACCUGUAUUCUGGCUGGCAGCCUCAUCACCAUCACCGUUGUUGCUUCCAGGAUGCUCAGCUCGACCAGGUAAGCCGCGGGAGGUCAGUGUGGGAGAGCGGCUGACCACUCCUGUGACCAGCCAGUGUCCUGAGUGGGAACAGCAGGUUAGUCUUGUGAGACUGGGUCUGUAUAACAAGACCCAACCUGAAGUUGCUUAUUAAAGCCAAAGGCCGAUGGUAUCUAGUAAGUUCCUCACACACCUCACCCUGACCAUGGCUCCCAGCCGACAUCUGGUGGGAGAUUUCCCUAUGGGUCUCAUGGGGCCUCUAGAGACCAGAGUGGGCCCACCACAUAGUCCCACCUGUCAGCCUUUCUGCAGAGGUGAGGUUCCCCUCUCCCAAGCCCUCACAUGUCUGUAUAGUGGCCAGGGCAUUUGUGCGUUCUGGCUCCAAGCACCAGAACUUUGUGCACACCCAGUACUGGCCUUUGGGUUGUGACCACUUCUGUCCUUGAACAUCUCAACUUGGCACCUGCUGGAUCUUAUGGUUCAUCCUCCCAAGACCAUUUGCUCUAGAGGCCAGACUCAUAGGAUGGCACGUCACCUCUCUGAGACUCAUUGUUUUCCUCUAUAAAAUGGGUACAGAGGGCUAGCUCCUACUGACAUGUGACCAGGGACCAGCAAGUGGCCUCUUGGUGAUUUGGUACACUUAGUGGGAUGAAGUGAGCUCACUGGUGCACCUGGCACCACGAGAUCCGGUGUGUCUGUCUGACCUGGACUAACUCCCUUGUCAUCAGGUCGUGACCAGAAGACAGAGCCGUGGGCUGGCCUCCCUGCCUUAUACAAGAACUCAUCAAUGGAGCAAAAGAGCCUGGGGAGUGGGAGUAGAAGGGGGGUGCAGGGCUGGAGAGGUGGCUCAGCGGUUAAGAGCACUGACUGUUCUUCCAGAGGUCCUGAUUUCAAUUCCAAGCAACCACAUGGUGGCUCACAACCAUCUG
Molecule: messenger RNA, 1806 nt
Organism: Grammomys surdaster
Lineage: Eukaryota; Metazoa; Chordata; Mammalia; Rodentia; Muridae
Gene: CUNH17orf99
Product: chromosome unknown C17orf99 homolog
Exons: 6
Coding region: 149-901 (250 amino acids)
Source: RefSeq, a predicted model, not a curated record